Messenger RNA from Lolium perenne, 684 nucleotides. The record is from RefSeq and is a predicted model, not a curated record. Lineage: Eukaryota; Viridiplantae; Streptophyta; Magnoliopsida; Poales; Poaceae.
AUGGCGCCGGAGCAAGCUGUGGAGGCGACCAGGGCUUCGCCUGUGAAGAGAUCGGCUGGUGGUUUUGCCGAUGAAGAUGAUCUCUUCGACAUUGACGAAGGUGUCAUUGAGCCUUCGUCUAAGAAGGCCAAGUCUAGUGCUGCUUCGCCGGACGUUGCUGCUUCCGAAGCUUCGGCUCCUAAGGCAACCCCCACGGCCCAGGCAUCAACAGCUUCCUCCCUUUCUAAGGGGAAAGAUGUUCCUUCAGCUGCCACCGUCGUGACUCCUCCAUCUGACCUGCGAGCCGAAAAGGAGCAGCUUGCCCAGGAGCAUCGCAAGGCCUUAGCCGCUCAGGAGACCAUCUCCGCAGAGCUCAAGGAUCAGCUCGUGCAGGCUGAGCUCCGGCACUCACGGGAGCUGAAGGAGGCCCAGGCUGCGUCUGAGGCCAAGUUGGACGAAUCUCUGAAGGAGUUCACCAACUCCAGCGCUGUGCUGCGGGUGGAGCUGGAGGAAGAGACCGUGGCGCGGAAAGCAGCGCAAGACCGGAUCGCCACCCUGACCACAGAUCAGGCUGAGUAUGACCGGUUGGUCAUGCAAGCCGAUGCGCUGGCCCUCAGGCUCUUCCCAGAAUCACAGCCGCAUGCGCACAAGAAGGUAACGGAGCGCAGGGCUGAGCAAGCCAUGAGCAACCCGGCUGCGCCCUAG